UUAAGUGACGAGGCGAAAGCCAAGCUGCAACGGUUUUUCCUCCACGUUCGCUAUCUCAUUAUCGAUGAGUACUCCAUGAUCGGGAAGACAGUCUUCGCCGCUCUGUCGCGAAACAUUGGCAUCGGAAAACAACAGGCGGGCGAUCCGACGAGCGAAAGAUCCUUUGGCGGCAUCAGAGAGGAGGCGUUAUACUGGCCGUCGAACACCUAUGAUAGCACGGAGUCUCAGCUAGGCCGAGCAAUAUUCGACGAGUUCAGAGAGGUGGUCAUUCUGAGAGAACAGAUGCGAGUCACCGACACAGUGUGGCGUGACUUCCUGCGGAACUUACGGUUCGGUCGAGUUCAACCAGAAGAUAUCACAAUGCUCCGUGGACAACUCCUAGGUCUUGUCACUCCACGACAUGCCGUCCGACUGAAAUGGAACGACCACGCAGUCCAACAGCACUGUGCCGACUCGGGCUGCCGACGUUUCGUCAUCCGUGCAGACGAUACCGUGAAAGAUCGGCGAGGGCGCAGGGACCUCACGCUGCGCGAGAAGGUCGACGUGCAGCGUAAACGGCUCAACGCCACCAGGGCCGAUGGCAGGAACCAGCUCCCGGACUGCAUAGACGUUGCAAUCGGUAUGAAAGUCAUGGUCACCACCAAUGUCGAAACGGACCUCGACAUCACCAACGGCGCCAGGGGCACAGUAGUUGGCAUCGUACUACACGAGGCGGAGCCGCCAAUCGGCGACGGCGAUGUUAUCCACCUUCAACAUCAACCGGCAUAUAUUCUUGUGAAACUUGAUCGCACCCGUGCU
Messenger RNA from Stereum hirsutum FP-91666 SS1, 798 nucleotides. RefSeq lists its product as uncharacterized. Lineage: Eukaryota; Fungi; Basidiomycota; Agaricomycetes; Russulales; Stereaceae. The annotation marks the transcript as partial. The transcript has 3 exons. The record is from RefSeq and is a predicted model, not a curated record.